Triticum aestivum (bread wheat) is the source of this 2693-nucleotide messenger RNA. Its product is annotated as wall-associated receptor kinase 2-like. The transcript is spliced from 2 exons. The record is from RefSeq and is a predicted model, not a curated record. Lineage: Eukaryota; Viridiplantae; Streptophyta; Magnoliopsida; Poales; Poaceae. Bases 37 to 1281 code for a protein of 414 amino acids. Gene Ontology annotation, molecular function: calcium ion binding; polysaccharide binding.
UCACAAGCGCAGGCAGCAUACAACACCGUACCGGCCAUGACCACCACGCGAAGCUCGCAGUCCCAUAGCUCCCAGCCACUGCCGAUAAUCCUAGUCCUCCUCCUUGCAGCAGCAGCAUCAACUCGCUUGAUCUUACAGGCGGCUGCUGCUGCUGCUGCUGCAGAACAAGAUGAGAAGCAGCCGAUCACGCUUCCGGGUUGCCCCGACAGGUGCGGCGACACUCUCAUCCCCUUCCCGUUCUGCACGAAGCCCGGCUGCUUCCGCGAGGGCUUCCAGGUCACCUGCAACGACUCCUUCAGUCCCCACCGCGCCUUCCUCGCCUACGCCGGAGUAAACCAGCACAUAGCCGAGAUAUACUACAAGGUGGGGUGGCACCAUCCUGUGUGGAGGACCGACCAUGGCAACACGGCCCUGGAGCUCAUAGACAUAUCGGUGGCCGACGGCGAGGCGCGCGCUUAUGUCCUCGUUUCGUCCCUCUGCAACGCCGCCAACCUCAGUGGCGACUACGUCGCCAAGUGCCAGAACCUGGCGCUGGGCGAGAGGGGCCCGUUCCUGCUGUCGGUGACGCGCAACCUCCUCGUCGGCGUGGGCUGGAGAGUGGAACCCAAGAUCAUGAGCUACCUGUGGUCAGCGUACCGGAACUCCACCUAUGAGUUCUCGCUCGCCUGCCUCUCGGACCUUAUGGGCAUGCCCAAGCUCCUGCAGCUGGCGACCAACGGGUCGUGCUCCAGCCGGGGCUGCUGCCAGGCCGCGCUGCCGGAGGCGGCCCCGCUCACCGACUUCGGGACGUGGUUCAGCAUCGAGGACAACCCCAUGUGGCAGACCAACCCGUGCACCUACGCCAUGGUGGUCGAGAGCGACUGGUACCGCUUCUCCACGCCGGACCUGUACGGCGUCGAGGUGCUGCCCAGGAGGUACCCGAGGGGCGUCCCCUUCGUGCUCGACUUCUCCAUCCGGAACGGUGCAUGCCCGGGGAAAGGCCGGAAACCACCGCCGGACUACGCCUGCGUCAGCGGCAACAGCUAUUGCGCCAACGCGACUGGUGGUGCUGCCCAUGGCUAUGUCUGCAGGUGCUUGGAACACUACGAUGGCAACCCUUACAUCGCCAAUGGAUGCCAAGACAUCGACGAGUGUAAGCUCCGAAAACUGAAUCCUGAGUUGUAUCCUUGUUCGAGUGAUGGGAUCUGCAAGAACAGGCUGGAAGACUAUGACUGUCCAUGUAAACUCGGAAUGAAAGGCGACGGUAUAAAAGGAACCUGCACCUGUCUAGGACACAUCUAGAUGUGACAUAAUGUCCACUCUGUUUGUGGUCUAUUUUUUUAUCCUAGUUUUUUUUAUUUCUUAUUGCUACAUUAUAUACUUGUAGGAGCUUAGAUGUUACAUCUUUAAAAAACAUCUAAAUGUGAAUUAGACAAACUGCACCGAUAAAUUCCCCCUAGUAACACAGGUGAUUGUGGGUAAGCACAAAUACAACCGUCUUUUUGUCCUUGGCUAGCAGUACACAUGUCUCAAUCUAGCUUUUGCUAAGACUUUUUCCUAUUUUCAAGUGUUUUUAAUUUGUACACAUUUUCUAUUAUGGGUUGUUACUUAGUACUCCCUCCGUAAACUAAUAUAAGAGCGUUUAGAUCACUAUUUUCUAAAACACUCUUAUAUUAGCGUUUAGAUCACAAAGGGAAUAUUUAAUCUAAAUGAGUCCCAUUAGCCCAUUACUUGGGGGAAUGUCUAUGGCCUAUGGGGAUUUAUAUGCAAGCUAUUUUUUUAGAAAAGAAGGUUGAAACCUCUGGCCUCUGCAUCAUUACGAUACACGACCAUCUUGAUUUAUGUGGAGUGUUAGAUUGGAGUAUGAGCCCUAAAGGUGGAUGGGGAAACAAACUCUGUGAUUUCAAAGCCUCUUUGAUUCACAUGAUUAUGAAAACUUGAGAAGGGGAAAAUGUAUGAUUAUAGGCAUGUUCAUUUGAAUCCUACAUGAUUUUGGUUUAUUAAUCUAUCACAGAAAGUACAAAGGGAUUCUUCCAAGAUAAUUGAGUGGAUGAUUUUUUUUCCUGUGAAUGUAGUAUAAACCAAUCCUUUGUAAACCUUCCUAUAUGAUUCAAUCAUACAACACAGAUGACCAACAUAGGAAAAAUUCCUAAGGAUGCAUAUGCUCCAUAAUUCCUAUAAAAAUCCUUUGAGUUGAAGAGGCCCUUACAAGGAAUCCUCGGAUGUUCUGGGUGAAUUUCUUUGGCUUCUACUCAGCUAUCAACAUAUUAAAGGUGGUUCUUCACACCAAACCGUCUAAUAUAGUCUCCUAUUAUUACCCACCCAUAAAGUAUGAUGGUUUACAUCGUCCUUGAUAACAUUUGUGAGUUAUUUGCUGUAGUUUUUUCCAUAGUGGUGACAAAUUCAAAGUGUAUUAUUAAAAUAAUUGUUUACUUUUUAUAUUCUCCUAUGCAGAUUAAGUUAUUCAAAGUUUUAGUGAUGUGAAAUCAUUUUGUUUUGUGUCCAUGUAGGUGGAAUAGGUGGUAUUUUUAUCAUUGCGGCUAUAUCAUUCCUUAUUCUUCUUCGCAAAGAGAAACAAAAGACAAGAGAGUUUUAUCAAAAGAACGGCGGGCCUACGUUAGAGAAGGCAAAGUUCAUAAAACUUUUCAAAAAGGAGGAGCUCAAGCCAAUUUUGAACAGUAGCAAUUUCAUUGGAAAAGGUGGCUUUGGAUAAG